CUGUGUUCGGCCGGACGGUCCAGCUGCCCUCGCUCCUCUCUGCCUCUGCUGCCGCCUCAGUUGUCGGGCUGGACAUUAGAUUAUUUUCCACAAAACAAGCGCACACGAGGAGGACGAGAGUGGAGUAGGGGCCCGGAGAAGUGAGGACGAUGACCGUCGAGUUUUGGGAGCCGCUGUAAGGGACUGGAAGAGGAGGAAGAGGAGGAGAUGGCCGUGCACGUAUUCAAAUGCCUGCGCCGACCUGAGCGCUAGAAACAACCAACAGAGCCGUGUUUCCACAGGGGAGUUAUGGAAUAUGAGGAUCCAGACAUGCCCCCCGCUGACACCCCUAUCAAGAGAGGAGGAGCCUUGUCCAAGAAGACUCAUUUGACCCAGAUUGAAGCGAUCCCGUGCAAGAUCUGCGGCGACAAGUCCUCUGGCGUGCAUUAUGGAGUCAUCACCUGCGAGGGCUGCAAGGGAUUCUUCAGGCGCAGCCAGCUGCCCACUGUGUCCUAUUCCUGCUCCAGGCAGAGUAACUGUCAGAUCGACCGGGCCAGUCGCAACCGCUGCCAGCACUGCCGUCUGCAGAAGUGCUUGGCACAGGGCAUGAGCAGAGAUGCCGUGAAGUUUGGAAGGAUGUCCAAACGCCAGCGGGACUCUCUGAUCGCCGAAGUGGAGAAGCACAGGCAGCAGAAGCUGCAUCAGCAGCAGCUUCAGGGAGACAGGCAAGACCGCUCCCCCCAGCUCCUCCAGCCCAUGGCUCCGGCCUACCCUGUCAAUGGUGAGGCUGAGCUGCUGUCCUACACCAAUAAUGUUCACCCUUACCUUGUGUACUCGGCCAACGAGUCGCAGGGUUCAAGGAUGAUCUACAGAAGCUCUGGUGUCCCUCCUGCACCCAGAUCCCAGGGGAGGGGGGGACAAAACGGACACCCUGACAUAAGAGGGUUUGAAUUGAGACAGCAAUCUCAUGAUCUGACGGCGAUCCAUCCCUACAGCCCUCUGGAGGAAUCCUACAGCAUUUAUCCUCACUCUCUGAGAAACAUAGAUGAGCUGUGUGCCAGUAUCGUGCGUUCCCACAGAGAGACCAGCCAGUUCAGAGUGGAGGAGCUCCAGGCUCUCAGGUGGAAGCUGUUCAGUAGAGAGGAGAUCCAAGCCUAUCAGAACAAAUCAGUGGACGACAUGUGGCAGCAUUGUGCCAUUCGAUUGACCGAUGCCGUGCAGUAUGUAGUGGAGUUCGCAAAACACAUCCCAGGUUUCCGUAUGCUCAGCCAGAACGACCAGAUUGCACUUCUCAAAACAGGCUCCAUGGAGGUGGUUCUAGUCAGGAUGUGUCGGUUCUUCAACACAGAGAACAACACUGUCUUCUUCGAUGGGAAAUUUGCUGGAGUUGAGGUCUUUAAGUCUCUGGCGUGUGGUGAUUUGAUCACAGCAGUGUUCGACUUCGCUCAUGACAUGUGCGCUCUGAAGCCCACUGAGCAGCAGAUCGCUCUCUUCAGUGCUCUGGUGCUGAUCAACGCAGACCGUCCAUGUCUGGAGGACAGAGGCAGGGUGCAGCGGGUGCAGAGAAGCGUGGAGUUAGGACUCACACACAUUCUACACCGAGACAACCUGGAAGGUCUAUUGCACAAGCUGUACCAGAGGAUGGCAGUGUUGCGAUCGCUGUGCAGUCUUCACAUGGAGAAGCUGCGCUGGUUCAGUCAGCGUUACCCUCUCACGGCUCACUCUCUGUUCCCUCCGCUCUACAAGGAGCUGUUCGCAUCAGAAGCCGAGCUGCUGCCAGGGACCACACACUGAUUAUCCAGCAGCAUAAACCAAACAGACACACAAACACACACAUGCAUAGACACAUUAUUUUAUCACUUUCUGACAGAGUCUAUUUUUCUAAUAAUGGAAAUAAAUGAGAUGGCCAUAGUAAUCAUAGUGUAUUAAGUAUUACAUGACCUCCAGAGCUUUGUUUUGGUAGCUUAUGUCAAACAUACAUUUCAAUAUUUUGAACAGUUUUACUCCCAGAGGAAUUUUGUGUUUUGUCCCAACAUUGUCUUUGGGAUACAGGAUUCAUUUUCCCUCUGUUGUGAUUCUGUUCAGUCAAUGUGUGUUGACUGUCAAUGCUUUCAGACAGAUAGAUUCAAAGAGGCAGGACAAUGGCAACAUGGUCCACUGAGACUGAAAGUCGUAGUCCACUCAACAUCUGUCCAACAGCUUUGGAUCAGCAGUGGAUUUGAAUCUGAAUGCAAAGUACAAAAAGGAAAUAGCACAAAAUAUCAGGUUAAAAUACAGAGAAUUUUUUUUUACAGAUGCUAGAAUGAUGGAACUCAAAAGAGAACAUACCUCUGCCAAGGCCCAACCGUCCCCUUAAAUACAAUCAAGCUGCACCAAGUUUCACACACGGUUUCCCUAAAUGUGCCUCCUUUCCCCCCCAAGAUCUGUAAAUUAUUCCUUGGGUAAACAGUGAAGAUAUUGCAAUGUUAAAGAAAGAGAAAACAGAUUCCUGCGUCUGCCCCCUGAACUGGAUCCACACCACAUUCUUACUUUGACCGAGUUCAUGGAGAUCUGUUCAGUUGUUUUUGUUUAAUCUUGCUCACAAACAAAAAGAACAACAAACAAACGGUAUGGGUGAAGCAAAAAAAAACGUCUAUCUUUUGUGAAAUCAUACUCUACUUUCAGGAACCUUGAGCACAUAGUGAUCACAGUUUGGCAUCAGCUCAGCAUCAUUGUGAUAUUUCAAUCAUGUAAGAUAUUUGAAGGUAAAUGUACAUGUCCAAACAAGUAGUCCCUACAAAAUGUGAAACAUUGGAAGAAAUCAUAUUCAUACUCAGAUACAGAGAAAAACCUCUGUAUCUGUUAUAUCUGAAUUUGUAAAUGACUCGAAACGACAUGCGAGAACUUGCCUCUUUGUAUCUACAUGUCUCUAGAGAAGGCUUUCUCCUCAGGUUGAUAUUGUCAAGUCCUACGAAGGAGCAGUACCUCAAACUUUUUUUUAUCCUUUGUGUUUGAAUAACUUCUCACUGGCUUUUGUAUCUUUAAAGCUUUGGAAACAAUGUUGCAUUUAAUGUAUAAAACAUGGUUGAGAUACAGUAGACGUUGCUUCCUCUGUGUGCAAACUUUUCCCUUUUUCUGAUUGAACUUGCAUAUGUUUUGUUUUCUCUACACACAGUAACUUUAAAUAAAGCAAUGAGUAAAGAGGAAAUGACGAGAGGCUCCAGCAUUAAAUACCGUCUGUCCGGGUGUAGUCUUCUCUGUUCCUGGAACAGCUGAGAUCAUAAUGAAGUUAAAUCCAUGUAAAUCCUCUAAUAAACUGCUCAGGCUGUGACACCAA
Messenger RNA from Platichthys flesus (European flounder), 3295 nucleotides. It is a transcript of the gene rorc, whose product is annotated as RAR-related orphan receptor C. Lineage: Eukaryota; Metazoa; Chordata; Actinopteri; Pleuronectiformes; Pleuronectidae. The coding region runs from base 289 to 1773 and encodes 494 amino acids. Gene Ontology annotation, cellular component: nucleus. Gene Ontology annotation, molecular function: zinc ion binding; nuclear receptor activity; RNA polymerase II cis-regulatory region sequence-specific DNA binding. The record is from RefSeq and is a predicted model, not a curated record. The transcript is spliced from 13 exons. Gene Ontology annotation, biological process: regulation of transcription by RNA polymerase II.